GCAAAUAUCGUAUCGCUAACUCGGGAGGGAAAUAAACUAGUGAACAUCUCACUCAUCUCCAGAUUGAAGACCUCUUGUCGCCGGAAAAGCUCCUCCCGUCGGCUAACUGAGUGCCCUCGUCUCCGGAGACGUUUUCUCAUUCUUGUUUCAUCAAGAGGUGGAAAGACAUUUAGGGGUUGAACCCAAGAACAAUAUCAUGCUAAUACAUAGAAUGACGGGAAAAACUAAUUCUUUUGCUGAUGCAUCGAAUGUGAAGAACCUUACAAAUUUUCACCAGUUAAGCAGCUUCUGACUAUGCAUUACCGUUGUAUUCCAUGGCUUUGGCAGUGACUGCUGCACAUUCAUGUAGCAUGUGUUUCAGUAACAGAUGCAUGAGAAGUAUGAUCAUACUUCAGUCUAGGAGAAAACAUUUCUUUUUUUUGCAUGAAAAUCUAAGGCUUAAAAGUUUCCUAUUUACUAGAAUUCCAUAUUUUUCCUCUCAAUCAGAAAAAAAGUUUCCUGAAAUUGUAGAAGAGGCAUGGGAAAUGAAAAACAUCUCAGAGAGGUCAAAGUUUCUGAAAAAGAUGUCAGUCUUAGUUGGCUAUGAUGGAUCCCAUGAUUUCAUUGAGAGUGAAGUAGCUGACAAUAAGUGUGGUCGAGAUUGCAAAGUUCCAGAUGAUUUUGAUAUCACCAUGGCAUGUAAACCGUUUUCUUCCAUUAUUUUGGGUAGUUCUCCUCCAGUAGAGCUAUAUGAUGAAAAUACAGCAUGGUCCAGGAGCAGUAACCUUUUUAUGUCUGAGAUCUGUGAUGGGUUCAUCCCUGGUUCAGUAGAUACAAAAUUGAACAAUUCAGACAGUUUCCAGGAAACAUGGUCUACUCUUUUGCCUGCAUUUGGAGUUGCGAACUCGUUGUCACUUGAAGAUGUAACUCUAGAUCUACAAAAUACUCCUACAAAAGGAACAGAUACUGGACCAAAACAUGGGGACCAAGACAAGAAGGCACCAGUUCAAUUAAUGUUUGACAAAUCUACCAGUUCUAUACCUGGACCAAAAAAUGUGGACCAAGACAAGAAGGCCCCAGUCCAGUUAAUGCUCGACACAUCUAUCAGUUUUAUACCUGGUUUAAGUAAGAGACAUUUGCUGCAGCUGGAGAAAUGUGGUUUCCAUACGCUACGGAAAUUGCUCCAUCACUUUCCUCGGACCUAUGCUGAUUUUCAGAAUGCAGGAACUACAAUUGAAGAUGGGCAAUACUUAAUAUUUGUUGGGAAAGUUGUAUCAUCCAAGGCUAUUAAGGCCAGUUAUUCUUUCUCAUUUCUUGAAGUUGUUGUCGGUUGUGAAGUUGCAGAGCAGACUGAUGCACAUUUGGUUCAGGAUUUUGAUAUAAGCAAAAGUGAAGUUGCCAACCAUGAUGCAGCUAACAGAAAUGUGACUGAUGAAUUUAGCUGUGGAAAAAGGAUGGUAUUUCUACAUUUGAAGAAAUUCUUUCGUGGCACUCGUUUCACAUAUCUACCUUUUCUCAAAAGUCUUCAGGGGAAACAUGAAGUGGGAGAUUGUGUAUGUGUUAGUGGGAAGGUGAAGCAUAUGCGUACAGACCACUAUGAGAUUAAGGAAUAUAACAUUGAUGUCCUUGAUAAUGAACAAGACUCAUCAGUCAUUGAGAUCAAAGGUCGGCCUUACCCUAUUUAUCCUUCGAAAGGAGGCCUGAACCCAAACUCUUUAAGGGACUUUAUUUCAAGAGCUUUACCAACUUUGUCUUCUAAUGUUGAUCCCAUUCCUCAAGAUAUAACUAAGGAUUUUGGACUUAAAUGCCUUCAUGAAACAUAUCUUGGGAUUCAUCAACCAAAGGAUUUUAUUGAUGCAGAGUUGUCUAGGAAAAGACUAAUAUUCGAUGAAUUCUUUUAUUUGCAGCUAGGACGUUUAUUUCAAAUGCUUGAAGGUCUUGGAACACAAUUAGAAAAGGAAGGGAUGCUGGAUAAGUACAGAGACCCCAAACUGAAUACUUUACUUAUAGAGGACUGGUCUAGCCUUACCCAGAGUUUAUUGAAGGCUCUUCCUUAUUCUCUUACUUCUAGUCAGCUUAGAGCAGUUUCAGAGAUAAUAUGGGAUCUUAAGCGGCCAGUUCCGAUGAACCGUCUAUUACAGGGCGACGUUGGCUGUGGGAAAACUGUGGUUGCUUUUUUAGCAUGCAUGGAAGUUAUUAGUUCUGGCUAUCAGGCAGCUUUCAUGGUUCCAACUGAGUUGCUUGCUAUCCAGCACUACGAGCAACUACUUGAUUUGUUGAAAGAAAUGUCGGACGUUGAUGUUAAACCUACCGUUGCUUUAUUAACAGGAUCCACCCCAUCUAAACAAGCAAGGAUUAUUUGUGAGGGUCUCCAAAAAGGAGAUAUAUCUAUUGUUGUUGGUACCCAUAGUUUAAUAUCUGAGAAGAUAUCAUUCUCCGCAUUACGGAUAGCAGUUGUAGACGAGCAACAUAGAUUUGGCGUUGUCCAAAGAGGAAGGUUCAACAGCAAGCUUUAUUACAAAUCUUUUAGUGAGAAACUCGUGGCGACUACUAGUUCAGAUGGAUCCUUGAAAGGAGAAGAUGCCUUUAUGGCUCCACAUGUUCUUGCCAUGUCAGCCACUCCAAUCCCAAGAACUCUAGCUUUGGCUUUGUAUGGGGACAUGUCUCUCACACAGAUAACUGAUUUACCCCCAGGAAGAUUGCCAAUUGAGACACAGACAAUGGAAGGAGACGAAACUUGCCUUGAGAAAGUGUACAAGAUGAUGCUAAAUGAACUGAAAACAGGAGGAAAAAUAUAUCUCGUGUAUCCUGUAAUCCAGCAAUCCGAGCAACUGCCUCAGCUUAGAGCGGCUUCACCUGAUUUUGAAAUAAUAUCAAGUAAGUUCGAACCUUUUGGUUAUAACUGCGGGCUAUUACAUGGAAGAAUGAAGAGCCAUGACAAAGAUGAAGUGCUGAGAAAAUUCCGAUUAGGAGAAAUACAAAUAUUACUUUCUACUCAAGUUAUUGAGAUCGGCGUCGAUGUUCCUGACGCGUCAAUGAUGGUUGUUAUGAAUGCUGAGAGAUUUGGAAUCGCGCAACUUCACCAACUUAGAGGAAGAGUUGGGCGUGGUAUGAGACAAUCAAAGUGCAUUUUGUUAGCAUCUACAGACACUGGCUUAAGCAGGUUGAAAAUUUUGGAAAAAUCGUCGGAUGGAUAUUACUUGGCAAAUAUGGACCUUGUCCUACGUGGACCGGGUGAUUUGCUUGGUAAGAAACAGUCUGGACAUCUUCCUGAGUUUCCUAUUGCUAGGUUAGAGAUGGAUGGGAAUAUUCUUCAAGAUGCACAUCUUGCUGCUCUGAAAAUUCUGAGCAUUUCCCAUGAUUUGAAGAAAUACCCAGAUCUCAAAACAGAGCUUAGCAUGCGUCACCCACUCUGCCUUCUUGGUGACUGAUUAAGCUUCUUUCCAUUGCUAAUACGAUUUAAGGCUGUGUUUUGGAUCUUCAGGCAAGACCCCGAUGAGUCGAGUCUAAUCUAAUCGAGCCUGAAAGAUGCAUAUUUUCUUGCUGACCUGCUUUAUGUACAAAAAAAUAUGGUUUUUAUCAGUAUUAUAUAUGACUACUUUUGGUGCCAUUUGGUUGCUGAUGGCUCUCAUAUAUGGUUUUGUAUUGAGCACUAAUGGCUCACAAAUAGAUUAUGUCCA
Molecule: messenger RNA, 3659 nt
Organism: Impatiens glandulifera
Lineage: Eukaryota; Viridiplantae; Streptophyta; Magnoliopsida; Ericales; Balsaminaceae
Product: ATP-dependent DNA helicase homolog RECG, chloroplastic
Exons: 20
Coding region: 315-3410 (1031 amino acids)
Biological process (GO): DNA repair; DNA recombination
Molecular function (GO): ATP binding; DNA helicase activity; nucleic acid binding
Source: RefSeq, a predicted model, not a curated record